GAGAAGUGUAGGUCAACUGCAAGCAUGGCAAGCGGUGAUCGCCGCGAUGUGGUGGCGGUUGUGAGCGACUACUUCCUGUCCUUCGAGCAGAAGCUGCUGUCGGUCACCUACGCUUUAAUCGGAGCGUCAGCCGGCUUUAUCAGCGGAUCCAUCAAGGCCAGCCACCAGCUGCAGCAAAACUUCACCAGCGCAGAUGGUUUGAGGGAGCUGUGGUUGGGCAGCAAGCAUGCGGGCGAGGAGAAGGACACGCGCUCUUUCUCAGACCUGCUCACAUCCUGGGUGCCUUGGCACCAGGGAGGCCCACCCCCCGUCAACGGACUUCCUGCACUGGAUGCGAGCUCUCCAGCACCCCAUGCACACACCAACGGGGUGGCCAGUGACACGGACUCUGAGCAUGUGACCAGCACGGCAGCUCCUAUCAAGCCCAUCAAGGAUGCAUCUGACGAGCUCACCGACACGUUUGCCGAGCCGGCCGCAGCUGCGAAGAAGCCGCGCAAGAAGCUGUCCGAUAUCUUUGCUAUCAAGCGCUCCACCACCAGCGAGGAGACAGAGGCCAUCCCAGUGCACCAGGUGGUCUCCCCGAUGGACUCCUUCGCCACGACUGCAUCAGUCACCUACACCGAUGACUCAGCGUUGGUCAGCGGGCCCCCCACCCGCACCGUCAGCUGGGACCGGGACGGUAUGUGCUCCGAGACCGAGGCCAGCGGGGAAGGGGAGGAGGCAGAGGGCAAGCACAAGAAGAAGCGCAAGAUCCUCAAGAAGCUGGGCAAGAAGGUGAAGAAAGCCUUCGAGCCCCUCACCAGCCACAGCUGCUCCUCCUCCCCCAAGAAGGCCUGAGCGGCCAGCAGCGGUCAGGAUGCAGCCAAGUGCAGCCUGUUCUACUGCUCUAAUGGUGGCUGGUCAUUUACAAAGGCAUGCAUGAUAAGUCAUCAAGGAUCUCCCAGGGCUUGCAUGGCUUUGUACCAGGAAGCUUGAGGUUGUGGGCAGGGGAUUUGAUUCGCAGAUGUUAGGGUGGUGUGUACGGCUAGGGGAGGUGGCGUGUUCUUGGAGCUCACAGGUGCUAGGAUUAGGAUGGUAGGAGUCCCGAUGGGGGCCUGAUUUGUACUAAAGCCUAUUCAUUGUCUCAUUUAUGAGGUGCUGUAUCAGGUGGUCUAUUCCUUCCUGGCUCAAUUGCUAAUGUCACGUCGCUGCAAUGCAUGCAAUAAGGUUUACCAGGUUCCUGUGUGUGGUCGUCGAUGCAUGGCAAGCUUGUCUGCUUGUGCACCAAGGGGCAAUCAGCUGCUGUGAUUUCUUUUCCUCUGUACAUUUUGUCCCGAGUGUUGUGCUCUCUCAUGCUGUGGUGGUGUGUAGGCUUGUGCAUUUGAUCAGGAUUUGUAUCUGUCUUAGUCAUGAUGCCGUGUGUCAUUGCUUUGUGUUAGGAUCAUUCCUGCAUGUGCUCCAUGCCAUAGUGCCAUUUGAAGCGUUCCUCACGUGAGGCACAGCCAGAGUUAUUGAGGCAGGCUGCUCACUAUUGCAGUGGUGUACAUUCAUUUAAAUCUGCUUUGCAAUAAUUCUUGAGCUAGAGAAGCAUUAUUGGUUGCAAACAGGGGCUCUAUAUUUGGGAAACCUCUACCACGUGAUAUGAGCUCUUGAGAAAAUUCCAGGCGAUUGCAGCGCCAGUACCUCAAUUGAUGUGAAUUUUCUUGCACAUGUUGACUACUGCCAACAACAGCAUUUGAUCCCUGCAAUGGGCACUAGGCCCAUUGCUGUGUCCUUCGUAUGUAAUCAAAUUCCUG
Molecule: messenger RNA, 1775 nt
Organism: Coccomyxa subellipsoidea C-169
Lineage: Eukaryota; Viridiplantae; Chlorophyta; Trebouxiophyceae; Coccomyxaceae
Exons: 4
Coding region: 25-837 (270 amino acids)
Source: RefSeq, a predicted model, not a curated record